Messenger RNA from Gasterosteus aculeatus aculeatus (three-spined stickleback), 5033 nucleotides. It is a transcript of the gene mag, whose product is annotated as myelin associated glycoprotein. NCBI's taxonomy places the organism in Eukaryota, Metazoa, Chordata, Actinopteri, Perciformes, Gasterosteidae. Gene Ontology annotation, cellular component: plasma membrane. Gene Ontology annotation, biological process: cell adhesion. Gene Ontology annotation, molecular function: sialic acid binding. The record is from RefSeq and is a predicted model, not a curated record.
CGCCCUCUACUGGAGUCCUGCAAAACUGCCGUCUGGUUUUCUCAUCAGCAUUUCAAGAAGUCUAUGGUCCAACGCUGAGCAGAGACCAUGUGGUGUUUAGAGCUUCUCUUUCCACUGCUGUUAAUCAUCAACGAUGGGAGCUGCCAGUGGAACGUCUGGGUUCCUCGGGACAUCUCGGCCAUGACGAACUCCUGCGUGGUCAUCCCGUGCACCUUCAUGUACCCGUCCGGCAUCAGGCCGUACCGCGGCACCCACGGCAUCUGGUACUUCGGCCAGCCGUACCCUCAGCUCUUCCCCCCCGUCGUCUUCAAGACGCGCACGGACGUGGUGCACGAGAGCUACAAGGGCCGCACCAAGCUGCUGGGCGACCUGCUGCAGAGGAACUGCACUCUGCUCAUCAACAACAUCGGCGCGGAGCACUCGGGGAGAUACUACUUCCGCGCCGACCUCGGUGGAGCCAACAUGUACACGUACCCGGACUUCUCUGAGCUCAAAGUCCUGGACCAACCCAACAUCGACGUCCCGGAGGAGAUCGUCAGCGACGAGAGUCUGGAGCUGACGUGCUACGCUCCAGACAACUGCCCCGACAUGACCCCAGAGAUCCAGUGGAUGUACACCGACUACCUGCCCGACCCGGAGUUCAGCUCCGACUACCUGGAGGAGAGCAACACGGCGGUCCUCUCCAACACCCUCUCCUUCACGCCCAGACCCAUGCACAACGGGCAGCUCCUGGGCUGCAGGGUCUUCUACCCCAACACCACGUUGGUCUACGAGAGGCUCAUCUCUCUCGACAUCAAGUACGCUCCACGCUCGGUGUGGGUCAACGUGUCCUCGGAGGUGAUGGAGGGCAGCUCUGUGACGCUGCACUGCGAGGUGGACAGUAACCCUCCGUCCAGGAUCUCCUGGAUGUUCGCGGAGCAGGAGCUGCUGUGGGACACGGCGCCCAACGUCUCCCUCUCCCUGGACGACGUGACGCCCGCGCAGGAGGGAAUCUACACCUGCAUCGGGGACAACGGCUACGGGGUCAUGAACACUUCCCUGUACCUGGCUGUCAAGUACCCUCCCCGCGAGCCCGUGGUGAACGACUCCAUGACGGUGCAGGAGGGAUCCUCGCUGACUCUGCACUGCAGCACCCAGGGGAGCCCUGCCCCAACGCUCACCUGGCUCAAGGACGGCGAGCUGGUCGGCACCAUCACCGCCGACGAGCUGUCGGUGCUGCAGGUGGUGGAGAUCACGCCGCAGGGGGACGGGCAGUACCGCUGCCUGGCCGAGAACGAGCACGGGAGAGCCAGCAGCUCCUUCAACAUCACCGUUGAGUACGCCCCGGUGCUUCUGGAGGAGUCAAAGUGCACCGUGGUCAGGGAGGGCGUCCAGUGCGUGUGCAUGGCCAUGGGAAACCCAGAGCCCACCAUCGAGUUCUACCUGCCCGACCUGAACGUCACCAUUAACGAAACGGACGGCCGGUACAACUUCUACACGCACACGGACGGCCACACCUCCACGGGCAUGAUCAAGCUGCGGGAGAAAGGCGAGCGCGUGGACAACGGGGGCCCCGCCGUCAACGUCCACUGCAGCAUCUUCAACACGUACGGGAGGGAGAGCGUGCUCCUGGAGCUGCAGCAGGAGAAAAAGUACAUGAUGGCGGUUAUAGUCGGCACCAUCGGAGGGGUGGCGGUCAUAGCCUUCAUCAUCGCAGCGGUGAGAUACGUCGGCCACAACAACAAAAAAGAGAAUGGCAACCCUAGGCAGGACGUGGUCCUGGAGAACCCAGCUUUGUACUACAGCGCAGUCAAGAAGGACAAACAAAAUCUGAGGAAGAAAGUGCUUAAGACAGAGCUGUUGGGCUCAAAGUUUAACUCCAUUCUAGAGGAGACUACGGGAGAAGACGGGGAUUAUCAACCUGUGGGCUCUAUGGCAGGACUGGAGAGGCAAGAGCUGAACUACGCUGCUCUGGAGUUCAUCGGGGCUCGGCCCAGGGACGGGGCCUCGGGGAGGGGGGACGACGGCGGCAACUACUCGGAAAUCAAAGCCAAAUGAAUAGCAAUCCUUCCCUGAUCCCUCGGCUACGCGAGAUACAGUGGCAGCCCCAGCAGAUGUUUUGCCUCCUUUACCCCCCCCACCCCCUCACACACACUGUAAACCCCCCCCCAACCUCCACUGGAUUCAUCCCAUCAGAUUGGUCACAUAUAAUGUACCACUCUGAUGCCACUACUCCCCUUACCUGCUGCGCGCCUCCUCCUUUGGCGCCCCCUCACACGCCAUCAUUUUCUGGAAAACUGGUACUUUUUUUUUGGGGGGGGGGGGGGGGUCAGGGAGUGACCCAUGGGACGACUUCAAAGAACUAAAAUGUCUGGCCUCUAUUGCAGUAUAUGGGCUCUAAAACAUGCAGCGCUAACCAGCGAGCGUGCUUUCUGUUGCUUUCCACAUGUUCUGCCAAGUGAUCAAACAACAGAAAAGUGGGCGCGCACAUCUGUCUCGCUAAUUGCUCUCCAAUCCGUCUCGUACAACUGUCACUGUGUCUGCUGCCGGUCGAAGCAUCAGGGCAAGGAGGACCUGCGCCUUUUGUUUUCUUAUAUUCGUGUGUAUCAGCAGAGAGAAAAUCUCGCUUAUCGCUCUGCUUUUGGUUAAUUGCAUCCCAGAUGGAAACUCAUCCAAGCAUCCUGUCGCCACAUAAACUUUUCUCUUUUUUUUUUAAGGCGGCUCAUGAUAAAUGAAAAAGUGUCACCAUAACUUUUAAGUAGAUAUGGUGCAAAAAUGCCACGGCCUUUUCAAAAUACUUAUCCCGUUGUCUAAGGAAUUUAUUGCGAUUUUGGGGGGAAUUUUCCUGUACUGUUGCAAAUGCAAAAUGUCCAUCUUCAGUCAUCUUCCACCAUUUCUCCUUAAAAAGAAACACAGACCUGAAAGCACAAAGUAUAUCUCUUUUUGACAAUGUGUGUGUGUGUGUAUAAGUGCGUGUGUUUGUGUUCAAGAAGCGACACUGAUCACUGAUCCUCAUGGAUCAACAACGGCGCGUACUAAAGGUCUAACUUGAUAAUGAUGGUGUCAAUAAUAUAUAUUAAUAAAUUGUAUAUUGAUAUAGAAUGAAUGCCAGUAUGUACAGUAAAUACCCUGCAUGACUUGUACCAGCCGGCACACAUAUGUAUAUUAAAUUAUGGAUAAUAGUGUAAGCUUGUCACAUCAAACAAAGGGUUUUGACUCUUAAUGAGUUUAGUGAAUGGUAACAACCUCUAACUAGUUGCAUUUACACAAAGACAGAGAACUUCUUAUUUACUGGAAUUGCGGUUGAUCGGAAGUUUGUCAGCUCCUUUUUCUAGGAAACCCUCAAUAAUGCCCGUCCAUUGAAUUACGUGACUCUGUAGGGACACUAAAGAUACUUGACUCGACCUGCAUAGUAUGGCUCAAGUCUCAAAGGAACUGAAUGCUACAUUACCCACAAUGCAACCAAUGCCACCCUUUUUGUUAUUCCGAUACAUGCUGUAUUUCAAACUCCAUGCACUUAGUUUACAAACCUGUAUUUAUUCAGACUAUACAAAGCUCAUCCAGUGUGGCAUUAUAUAUUUUACAAACACCCGACCUUUAUGCCAGUGAGUCAGUGGAGUGAGUAAAGUCUCAAGCCUCCAACGUGAUUCUUCCACCCACUUUGCAUCACUUCUUCAAAGGUCCCUUCAAACGUAACUGUUUCCCUGCUGAAAAUUAACCAACCGAACCUCUGCACCCGUAGCUGACUAACACGGUCCGGCGUUUUGAAUAAGACAACAGGUAAUGAUUGAUUGGUAUUUUUAGUGAUUUGCAGUGAAAAUAUACUGUAAGUAUGGCUAUAGUGUUACUCUCCACCUGCUGCAGUUUGUUGAACAUCCAGUCUGCAACUAGUCCGCUGAUUUCAGAGUUGAUGUCAUGCUGUAUGCUUAUGGGUUAUAGGCUCGAGUUGGAAGUCAGUUUUAACAAGAGAUGUGCAACGAGCUCUUCUUGGACAUUGGAAGUAUUUGAUAUAGUAUUUGAUACACAUGCUCCGACUGGUUUUAUUAAUCUAUGUCAUGUGUGCACUCUCACGCUCAAAUGAUGGAUUAAGUUAAUUGAAGCAGCAGCGCGUCUCUGUGAGCCGUUUCCAAUUCGAUUUUUACAAUCAGCUCGAGUACAAAACACAGCAGACAGCACUGUGGGAAGCCCGUAAACUGCUAGACGGUUCAUAGCCAAUAAUGAAAAUAGGAGUAUUUCAAUUUAAUCUGCUCAUAUGAACCCAAAUAAAUAGCUCUGCCAAACAAAUAUGUAACAUUAUAAACCCACAAUGCUGUGUCAUGGGAAGCAUCGCUCUUUCUUUUUGUUGUCACAUAACAGUUACUUUUGUAACAGGCAAAAGUUUCCCAUUCUUAAAAAUAUUGACAUAAAAUGUUUGGAGGGAUUGACUUUGUCUUGUUAUGUUCUGAGUAUUAAAAUGGAGCAUCUCUAGUGCAGACAAAGCUGAGCAUGUGAUGCAGAGCGCUCAGUACCUGAGGUUCUGAAUGUCAUUUGAACACUUAAAUCAGCAGAAACUUUUUUUCUCCAUGUAAACAAAGCUGUUAUGACUCACAUAUAGCAUCACCAUGACAAUGUGCUGUUGACUUAAUGAUGAAAAUGCUGCCCAGACUUCUUAAACUGCCUGUAUGCUCAAAAUCAAUAACCAGUUUCUUUCUUUGAAAGCCUCAUGGAGGGAGGGGGGCGCGGGGUGGGGGAGGAGGGGGGUAUAUAUUUUAUUUAAUUUCUUUAUGUAGAUAUGUGUUACCUAAUCUUUUGUCGAAGUGUGUUGUGAAGGAAAUGUGUCCGUCUUAUACCUGGUAAUCGUAAUGAUCGAUGUGAAGAUAUUUUUUUUAAAUAUGCAAUAUGAUUGACACAAUAAUUCACAUCAGGGUUUUGGGAUGUUUACUUAAUGACAAACGUUUUUCUGCAAUGAUGUCUGUUUGCUCUUUUAUUUUAAACAAGUCUUUCACGCCUCAAGCAAAUUCAUCUGUCUUCAGUUCCAUGCAAACAUAAAUAAAAUGAAAACAACAGCAACUGGA